UACUAUUCUCGUACUACGACUAAAAAUGUCUCAAAGUGAAGAAUCAGUGUUAAUAUCCUACACAAAAAACCACCAAUGGAUCCUACUCAACAUGUGCCUCAACCAUCCAACAUACUACAACUUCACCGACACCGACGCACACCAAAACACCAUGCUGCAUAUUUUAGCACGUGAACCAUUAUCAGAUAUAACAUCCAACUUGAUAUCUCGCCUAGUAAAAGUCAUAGACAUCAACACAAGAAACAACGAAGGUAAAACCCCACUACACCUAUCAGUAAUCCACAAAAACCUCGAAACAACUCAAGAAUUAAUCAAACAUGGCGCCGAAGUUAACCUCCUUAACAAAUAUGGCCACUCUGCAUUAUACUACGCCACUUUAUCAGGAAAUAUCAAAAUGGUACAACUGUUAUACAAUCACCAGUGCAAUUUAAGUUAUAAAGAUAAAAUCGGCGAGAAUGUCAUGCAUCAUGCCGCGCGGAAUGGCCACAAAGGUUUGGUUAUGUUUUUCAUACAAAAAGGAGUGGAUAUCAACGAGAGGAAUAUUUGGAGGUUAAGUCCACUUGAAACAGCUAUCAUUUCAGGGAAUACAGAUAUUGCUUUAGUGUUAAUUGCAUCAGGAGCUAAGAAUUUUGAUAAAAAUGACAGUAAAUAUGAAGGUUAUGUUUGUGUGCUAUUCAAAAGCAUACAGAUGGGUGACAUUAAAGUAACAAAAGCUUUAAUCGAUGAUUUAAGUAUUAAUAUGGUGGAUAAUGAACAAAGAACAGCUUUACACUGGGCUGUAGAAGGUAAUCAUCCAAAAAUUGUUAAAUUAAUAAUAAAGAAACACGUAGAUAUAAACAAACAAGAUGUUGAUGGUUAUACAGCGUUACAUCUGGCUAUUCAAAAUGGAUAUUUAGAGAUUUUGGAUAUUCUCAUUGAAAAUGCUCAAGUAAAAUCAAAAAAUCCGCAGGAAACUCAAGAUUUACCUAAAGAGCAACAAAUUAUUGAUCUGGAUAAAUUAGAUUAUUAUAAACAAACUAAUUUUGGUGAUAAUAUCCUGCAUAUUCUAGCUGCAGCUAAUCUGGAUGCACAAAUCAAGAUGGAUGUGUUUUAUACACUGUUGAAACUUAACCUUAAAAAAUUGGCGGUGAAAGCUAAUAGGGAUUUUCGUACACCGUUGCAUUUUGCAUAUCAGAAGUUUUGUCGGCCUUUGGCGACGGCCCUGGUUAAUUUGGGAGCUGAUAUUGAAGAAAUUGAUCGAUUUGGGAAGAAACCUAGGGAUUAUUGUACUUUACCAGAUGGUGGAAGGAUCAGAAUCAUUAAAAAGGAGAGUUUUACACGGAGAAAUGUACAAAAUGCGGUUAUGUAACAUUAUAACCUU
Messenger RNA from Dalotia coriaria, 1360 nucleotides. Its product is annotated as alpha-latrotoxin-Lh1a-like. Gene Ontology annotation, molecular function: protein binding. The record is from RefSeq and is a predicted model, not a curated record. The transcript has a single exon. NCBI's taxonomy places the organism in Eukaryota, Metazoa, Arthropoda, Insecta, Coleoptera, Staphylinidae. The coding region runs from base 26 to 1348 and encodes 440 amino acids.